This is a messenger RNA of Suillus clintonianus, 1193 nucleotides long. RefSeq lists its product as uncharacterized. The coding region runs from base 80 to 1075 and encodes 331 amino acids. NCBI's taxonomy places the organism in Eukaryota, Fungi, Basidiomycota, Agaricomycetes, Boletales, Suillaceae. The transcript has 17 exons. The record is from RefSeq and is a predicted model, not a curated record.
AUUUAUAAAACUGCUAACUCAGUAACAAGCCGAAUGUAUCACAUGACAGGCUGGGAUCCCGUCCGUACCACACCCACCCAUGUCGACCACAACGACUAUCACUCCAGAGGAAAUCCAAGCUUUGGACCUAUACCUCUCCACUGCUCCGAAAAUGGAAUACAUCUGCAUUGCUGCUUUAACACUCUUUACCUGGGACCUGAUCUUAACUUUUCCCCACGAGGUUAGAUUAUGGAAUACCAAAUGGACGCUUGCAAAAGCUCUGUUUUUCGUGAAUCGAUACUUUGCGCUUGGGGCAGCCAUCUUAAUGACAUUCUUAACGUUCGACGUUGCACCGACAUGGGCUAUGUGUUCUGCAAAUGCCUUCUUCGCUGUCAUCGCUUUAUUACUAGUGGCUAACAUCGAAAUGAUUCUCCAACUUCGAUUGUACGCGUUGUAUGCAUAUGACAAAAGAAUUGUCCUCCCUGUGUCGGCAUUGUUCAUCAUGGUCUUCAGUGGUAUGAUGGUGAUGGCAGUGGUCAUAUACCAGUACGAGAAGAACCACGAAACCCAGAUCUUUGGCGCGUGCGCUAUCCUUGGGUCUGUAGAUUGGCUAUAUCUUUUCUGGGUACCAAUGAUGGGCUUAGACUUUGUUCUUGUGGUGUUGGCAGGCUACAAAUCCCUUCAGCACUAUUUCCAGGUACCAGACAAGUCCUGGUCCGGUGCGCGUCUCAUGCGUACCUUCGCGCGAGACUCGAUUCUUUAUUUCCUCUGUAACUUUUUGAUAUACCUAUUCAGCACCUUGCUGGGCAAAUUCGGUCCUGCUGAGUAUUAUCAACUUGGCGCGAUCACAAUCACAGUUGUCCCACCUGUAUCGGCGAACCGUCUUCUCAUCAACAUGUAUGACUCGGCACACCCCGAGCAAGUGGGAGAUAGAUUGAGAAUACACCACGAGGACAUAGAGCUCAAAGUGCGCCAUAAGGACAUAGAGCUCGCAUCCAUAAGUAUGGAGGGUUCGCUUGAGGUGGGAGAGGAUUUAUGUCGGACGCUCUGGGUGAUUGAAUGCAGCAUCUUUCGCAUAGACGCGACGUCAGCCUGAGAGCUAACGACACAUGUCUUGCUCCUUCGGUGACUAAGUCUCGACACCAGAUGUUCUAAAAAUCCGGCCAAUGUUCGGAAGCGCUCGCGCCGGAGUUUUCUCCGAUUCCUAAACCGAG